Lepisosteus oculatus (spotted gar) is the source of this 610-nucleotide messenger RNA. Its product is annotated as parvalbumin beta-like. Lineage: Eukaryota; Metazoa; Chordata; Actinopteri; Semionotiformes; Lepisosteidae. The record is from RefSeq and is a predicted model, not a curated record. Gene Ontology annotation, cellular component: cytoplasm. Gene Ontology annotation, molecular function: calcium ion binding.
ACUAAUGAAUAGGGAGGUGUUUGUAGCCUUUAUAAAAGAGGAGCUCUGCCAAGGGCAGACAGUGUCGAUUCCAUACUCGUUUCCCCUUGAGGCUCGCAGACCAGGAGACUGAUCAUGGCUUUCGCUGGAAUCCUUAAAGACGCAGACAUUGCAGCUGCCCUCAAGACCUGUGAAGCGGCGGGCUCUUUCAAUCACAAGACCUUCUUCGCCGAAGUGGGGCUGGCCAGCAAGCCCGACUCCGAGGCAGAGAAAGUGUUCAAAAUCCUGGACCAGGACCAGAGCGGAUUCAUUGAGGAGGAUGAGCUGAAGCUGUUCCUGCAGAACUUCUCCGCCAGCGCCAGAGUCCUGACCGACGCCGAGACCAAGACCUUCCUGGCCGCCGGAGACUCCGACGGUGACGGCAAGAUCGGAGUGGAUGAGUUCCGGGCUCUGACAAAAUGAACAAGCCCACGCCCAAAUUAACAGAAGCUGUGAUGAAGGAGUCUUAUUUAUUUAUUGUUUUAUACAGUUCAUGGCAUUUGCAAAUUGUGCUGUCUUGUGGUUUUUUUUUUCUUAUGGCAAUGAUUAAAACAAACUCAUAAGGAAAAAAUAAAUGCUACUUAAAGAAAGA